Messenger RNA from Helianthus annuus (common sunflower), 1157 nucleotides. Its product is annotated as mitochondrial outer membrane protein porin 2. Gene Ontology annotation, cellular component: mitochondrial outer membrane. The record is from RefSeq and is a predicted model, not a curated record. Lineage: Eukaryota; Viridiplantae; Streptophyta; Magnoliopsida; Asterales; Asteraceae. The transcript is spliced from 6 exons. The coding region runs from base 127 to 957 and encodes 276 amino acids. Gene Ontology annotation, biological process: monoatomic anion transmembrane transport. Gene Ontology annotation, molecular function: voltage-gated monoatomic anion channel activity.
AAAUCAAGCCGACCCAUACGUCAUUCAGAUAUACCCCUCCCCUGGCUCAACCUCCUUGUGUCUCCGUCACAUCUCCAACGCCGUUCUCUCUCUCUCUCUCUCUCUCUCAUCAUCUUGUCAACGACGAUGACCAGUGGACCAGGACUCUUCUCCGAUAUCGGCAAGAAAGCCAAAGAUCUGCUGACGAGAGACUACAUAUCGGAUCCGAAGUUUUCUGUUUCAACCAGCAGUGUUUCCGGAGUUACACUUACAUCAACUGCAACAAAGAAAGGUGGCCUGUCAUCAGGAGAUGUGGGAGCAGUGUACAAAUACAAGAAUACAUUAAUUGACGUCAAGUUCGACACAGAAUCAAACAUUGCUACAACGUUAACAUUCACCGAUCUCGUGCCUUCAACAAAGACCGUUGCCUCAUUCAAACUCCCCGAUCUCAAAUCCGGCAAGGUUGAGGUUCAAUACUUUCAUUACCAUGCUUCUUUGACAUCAGCAGUUGCUUUAAGUGAAACCCCGACAGUCGAUGUAUCAGCUACAAUAGGUACUCCGACUUUUGUUAUUGGUGCCGAGGCUGGUUACGAGACAUCUUCUGGUAAAAUAACUAAGUACACUGCCGGCAUCAGCAUCAAUAAACCCGAUUCUUGUGCUUCUAUUGUCUUGGGUGACAAAGGAGACAGUAUACGCGCGUCAUACAUACACCAUCUGGACGCAUUGAAAAAAAGUGGUGCUGUAGGUGAGAUUUCUAGAAGGUUCUCAACGAACGAAAACACGUUCACUGUUGGAGGCUCUUAUGCAAUUGAUAGUCUCACAUUGGUGAAAGCUAAGCUCAACAACCACGGGAAGCUUGGUGCACUGCUGCAACAUGAGAUUAUUCCCAAAUCGCUCGUCACCAUGUCUACUGAGCUCGACACCCGAGCCUUGGAUAGAACCCCAAAGUUCGGUUUGGCUCUUGCUCUCAAACCUUGAUCACAUGUUGAUUUUUUGAAGUUUUUUAACCACGAGUUAGCCCUUUGAAGGGAGCAUUAAUCAAUAAGUAGUCCCGUUAUACAUUGGGUUUUCGAGGUGAACUACUUGAACAUUCUGGGCAUUUUACGCCUAUUCUUUGUGAUUUUUUUUCGGAAUUCGGUUCCAGGAAUUGGUAUGAAUAUUUUGUUGUUUGGGUUAUA